Molecule: messenger RNA, 3802 nt
Organism: Engraulis encrasicolus (European anchovy)
Lineage: Eukaryota; Metazoa; Chordata; Actinopteri; Clupeiformes; Engraulidae
Gene: stmnd1
Product: stathmin domain containing 1
Exons: 5
Coding region: 854-1789 (311 amino acids)
Source: RefSeq, a predicted model, not a curated record
CAUACAUUUUUUGCGCAAAAUGCACGGCUAUGUAGGCCUAAUGUAGCCUAAAUGUAGGGCUACCUACAAUAGUUUAUUUAAUUUGAUCUCAACAGCGCAUCUACUUGCGUUUGUAAAACAACUCAGAUGGGUGCGCGCCAAUGAUGCGCGCACGUAGCCUGGUCCUGACCAUCCCAUAAUACUACCAUUGACCGGCUACCGUUGUUAUAGGAACGUAGUCGCAGUUGCAGCUGCAGUUGCAGUGGUCUGAACGCCUGGAGUAGAACAGCAUGUUGCAGACAGUUGCUGGUUUUUGGAACGUUGCAGCUCGUCUCGUCGCGAAUCUUUGGUGUGAACUGGCCUUAAGGGAAGUGGAGCAAGUUGUUACAUGGUUGACGGUGCACAAGAAAGCUGACAACAAACAUGGUUAAACGUGGUGGCAUUGUAUAGACUAGAGCCUAUUCUACAUUGGCUUCAGUAGCAACAAAAUGGAACUGUUUCAGAUACUAAGGGUGCUUGUGCCAUUUGUGCCAAGGGUAUGCCUGCUCUUAAAUGUUUCCAUUAAAUAGAUCUCCAUUUAUGGUGUGUGGGCACCUUUAAACAUGACCCAAAUGGUGUGUGGGUGUGUGUUUGUUUGUCGGUCACUUUGAACCUCUAGGGCAACAGGCCACUGGGUGUCACUUAAAAAAAACAGAUCAGAUUUAUUGUAGCAACCUGCCUUGGCAACCCAAAGAGUCCUUGCCGACGUCGGUGGAGCUCGUGUAAAGGAAUGUAGCCAGUAAUGAAAAGUUCCUUUUUGACCCGAUGUGCUUUGAGGCUGCUGCACUAAAGUAGAAACCCCCGAAUAGUGUCGACUAUCUUUCUGAUAGUAGCUAUGGGAUGCGGAGCAAGCUCCAGGAUAACAGUAGUGGAACCUGUUAAACCAAGUUCCGACGACGGGGAGCUUAACUACCUGGAGGUGCAGCGGUCGGGAGGGAGUGACCGAGGAGACUCGGCAGUGUCCAAGAAAACCACCGACAGCGGACUGGGCCUGGAGGCAGCCGAGGGCGUGACCCUGCCCGGAGCGAUGCCCAGACAGCUACCCUCGCUCAGAGCAGGUGAUUUGGAUCAGUCCCUGGACUCUACACCCAGACAAGAGUCCAGUGAGAUUCUGGAACAGCUGCUGAGUCAGGGCAUCAUCCCAGCAGCACAGUCCCACACCGCAAGCAGUGGAGAGGCUUACAGCAUUAUGAUGGAGGCGGAGGAGAAGCCCAGGAGGAGACCUCCACCCAGACUGGAGAAACUGAAGGAGAGGAAGACGUCAGGAGUGACACCAGCUGACACCAAGGAGGACAUCGAGGACAAGAUGAGACAAGCAGAGGAGAGACGACAGCUUAAAGAGGAUGAGAUGAAGGUUCGACUGAGGACCAAGUCAGCUCGCCACCGCCAGGCUGCAGCAUGGGCACAGGCUGAGGCUGGAGCUGGAGCUGAGGACGGAGCUGAGGCACGGGGGGAGACAGAGGCAGAGGGCCAGGCUGAGGUGGAGCAGCUCCAACCAGAUACCCCCAGCUCCAGCUCCAGCUCCUCCAAGACACCUGACCCCCAGAAACACACCAGCGAGCCCCUGACAAACGGGUCAGAGAGGGGGAUUGAUGAAGAUGGAGAGAGUGGUGGUGGAGGUGGAGAGAGAGAAGGGGUUGAAAGCAGAGGGAUAGAUAAAGGUAGGACAUUAAAGAUAGAUAAGGAUAAUGAUGGCGGCAGGAGAGAUUCUUUAAACAUGGAGAGUGACUCCACUUUCCAACAAAUCGAGGACAUAGAAGAGAUAUUUUAAUGGAACUUACAUUUUGAACAAAAAAGGAGCACACCUUGGAUCAACUGUGACACCUUGGUCAACUGUGUGACACACUUGAUGCAAGGUGUGUUAUGUUUGAGUCAUUUGAAUCAGUACCCACAGUAAUUAAUGAACACCAACUGACCCCUGCUCCUAUAGCUACAAUUGACUUUAAUGACGUUUGCAUUGCAAUGAUUAUAAUGCCAGAUUAGAAGGACACCACCUUUUUUCCUGGCAAGUGCCUUGUAGUCAUGAAUACAAUCCACAUAAUUUGGAAUGUAGUAAAAAAGUGUGAGUUUAUACAGUGUAGCACGUUUCCACUCCCCACAGUACUCAAAGAGUGUUUCACAGUGCAUUCAUAUUUAUAGUACACAAUAUACCGGUAGUACAGUGCACAAUAUGUAAUACUAUAUACAGUGUGUAUAUUUUAUGGGGCUGUGGUGGCAUUGUGGUUGGUCUAAUAGACCUGUGAUGAAUGUGUCACGAGGGUUGUAUCCACCCAGAUGUGCCUCCAGGCCUGGGCUGGAAAUCUGGCAUACAGGGCAUUUCCCAGUGGGCUGACAGACCUCAGGGGCAGAUCAUAUUGUUUUUUUUGUUUUUUUGGUCAUUUUCUUACAGACUGGUGCACAAUUUAGAGGCGACGGUGCAAAAAUACCCAAGCCUUAUCGGUAGUCCCAGUCCAGUCCUGAGGUCCUCUAAGGUUCACCUUGGUGAUGAUAUCAUCUCCAGACCACAGCUCUCAAUAGCUGUCAUGGCUGCCCCAUGCUUACGGGUCUGAUGGGCUAAAUGCAGGGUUGGACGUGUUCCCAUUGAGGAACUAGAACAGGAGGUAGAAGUACUGCAGUUGACAGUAUAGAGUGCACUCAUUUCCAGAAUGUAUGCCUCCUAUUCACAAAUGUUAUCUUUUUCAUGAAUAUUUACCACCACCAUCAAUUUCUGUGUAGUCAUCUUGUAUGACUUGUAAAUGAACACAGUUCAUUGGUGGAUCUUCUCCAUGUCUGUUUUUUUUAAUUAUUAUUAUUGGAUCUACUGGUCAUAGACAUCCUAGGCUGCAAAACCCUUUGUAUUUAGGCCAGUAAAUAAAAGUAGUAAAUAUUUGUGAAAUUUGUGAAUGGGUAGCAAACAAUUUGGGGAAAAAAUAACACUACCUUUAAACUAAGAAAUAUAAGCUUACAAUGUUUGUGUUUGAGAUGUGAGUGUGAAAUGUAUUUAAUGAAUCUCUGAGUGCAAAUAUGUGCACAUACAAUGUGAUUAUUUACAAAGGACAAGCUUUUAAACCUAAAUUUGUGUUUUAUGUGUUUUUUUACACACUACUAUUCCAAACAUCUAGUAUGUAUUUUGAAUAGAAACAUACUGUAUAUAUUACAGAAAGGGCUUACUGUAUCAUUAAUGAAAACCAAAACAUUGUAUUAAAUGCCAAGAAGAAAAAUAUCCUAAGCUAAAGAACUACCGUAAAUGAUGCAAAUAUCAAGAACAUAACUUCUUUUUUUCUUUUCUUUUUUUUUUUACACUAGGCAGCCUACUAUGUGUACAGCUGAAUCAUUACGGUUAUGCCAAAUUCCCCCACUAGGUGGCAAGUGUCUAUAUGUGUGGGUCAGUAAAGGAUGUUGAGUUGACGCCGCUGUUCUCUGUUGACAGAGUCAACAGGUGAUGCAGUUUGGACUCAGUUGGGACCAUAGCUUGUAAAGUGAUAUCUGUAAUUACUUUAGAAGCUGUCUUUAAAAAAAGUAGGUCUCAUGAAAAAGUCAUUCCGCAAAGUGUGUCAACACUAGAGGUAUAGGUGUAUUUCAGUGUACCCUACUCUUUUUGCUUCAAGGCUACUUACUCUGUUCUCUGUAAGUGCUUUCCUUGCGUGUGUAAGGGAUUAUGUACACUGUGUUGUAUACAUGUACUGUUUAGCAUAUACUCAAAGCCAACCAGUUUUGUGUGUGCCUGAAUAUGAGCGUUGUUUCCACUUUUUCUCUCUGGAAUGAAGAUAAAUAUAUUAUACUCAGUAUCUAUCUAAAUAAAACA